Messenger RNA from Silurus meridionalis, 4499 nucleotides. RefSeq names its product zinc finger protein 438 (gene znf438). Lineage: Eukaryota; Metazoa; Chordata; Actinopteri; Siluriformes; Siluridae. The transcript has 4 exons. Bases 139 to 2421 code for a protein of 760 amino acids. The record is from RefSeq and is a predicted model, not a curated record. Gene Ontology annotation, cellular component: nucleus.
AAUUUACUAGUCGGGGAUCUUAACAAUAACCCCCCCUCCCACAGAGAGUUGUUUAUGGUCCGGUUCAAAAUGGCUGUACAGAAACAGUUGUGAAGCUGUGUCGUUCUUCAUAAGAAACGAAUAUGUUGCGUAGUGCAAAUGUAUGAGGAGCUCUGUGAGGGAGCAGAAGGAUAUACAUUAAAAGUGACAAUGGCAGCAAUGAAAACCCAGGAGCAGCGGACCGGCCCUUUAAAAUCAUCCAUACAAAAUGAUAGCCGUCCUAUUGCACAGGGAAAAGCCGUUCAGUUUCGUACCAUUGCGCCUAAAGCUCCAACACUGGGUUCAUCUUCUGCAGUGAUAUCCAGCCAACCAUCCUCUACCCUUCCAGAGGCUUCUACAGCUGUCAGUCCCAAAUCCAUCUUAGUACCUGCACAAAACUUUGCGCUUAUGCAGGUAGCUGGACAAGAGGGUACUUUCUCAUUAGUGGCUUUGCCUCAGACAUCACCACAAAGUCUAAAACUACCUAUUCCCAGGUUUCAGUCAAUGCGAAGCCAGAGAACUUCAGAAAAGGCUAGCAGUAAGAUACAGAACUCAGCCAAGGGGGGCAAGCUUCCACAAGCAAAGUCUGCACUGAAAACCAAUUUGGGUGUUUCCAGUUCGCCUGAGACCCCAGAAUCAUCAUCUGAGCAGAUUGUUGGGAUAGGCGCUGCUGAUUCAUCUGAAAACUUGCUGCCAGAUAAUGCUGUCUUUUGUUCAGGGUCACCGAUAGACCAAGCUGUGAAAAGAAAUGUUGAUUCUCUCAACAAAAUAAGCUACUCCACUAGAGCCACUGCCACUGCACAUGUUGCUCCUGUCAGUAACAGCAAAACCAUAAAAACAGAAGGUACCUCUACAGGAAGUGCUAUUACUGUCCUUUCCCCCACUAUCUUCAGCAAAGCUGUCCAGAUCAUCCCCUCACCCCCCAAGGGAAAACUCCCCAUCCUGCCAUACGCCAAGGUGAAGAAUUCCCUUUUACCAUCCACAGGUCCUGCCAGUACCUUGUCCCCAGUGAAAGCCCCAUUGAUUCAACCCAAAAAUGGGCCAAAAAACUAUUCGGACAUCAAAGACUUGGUCUCCAAAGGCAGAAUCAGGAGUACAAAUAGCACUUGCUGCAAGAAACCAACAGGCAAGAAGAGAGGGAGAAAAAGGAAAACUGUGGAAGACAUUCUGUCUUUUGAAGCAAAGAAAAAGAGAUCGUUGUCAUUUUUCUCUAGGAGAGUGCCAGAGAAACCGCCAUCUAGUACCAAGUCUUCUUCCUCACAGGAUAAGGUUGUGGACAUUUCAAAAAAGUAUCGCAGUAUUCGGCCAAAGCCAAUCUUUUUUAUGGAAACCACUGUUCCUCAACUUCUACCACUAGCUUCUCUCUCUAGCUCUAAGAACCUUGACCAGAAACUUGUCAUGGGGCAGGAGAUGUCAGGAAAACCCCUAAGCACUGUCCAGUCAGGCUUAGUGUCUAUACCUUCCCAAGGUCAGCAAUCUAUGGCAGAAACUGGAAACUGUGGAGGGUUUGCAUAUGUGGGUAGUCGCGCAAUCCAUCGAUGUACUACCUGCAGUAGGUGUUUUCAGUUUAAGCAUCACCUACAGAGUCACAUGAACAGCCACAGUAACCUGAGACCAUAUGGCUGUCCGGUGUGUAGAAAAGCCUAUGCUCACUCGGGCAGCCUAAGCACACACAUGAAGCUUCACCAUUCAGAGGGGAGGCCUAGGAAGAGCCUCCGCUGUGAGUUCUGUGAGAAGGUGUUUGGGUAUGUUGGCGUGUACUUCAGCCACCUUCGAGAAGUGCACAGGGUCAUUCUUACUGUGGAGCCAUCCAUCCGUCAACAUGAAGAGAAUACACCCAUUGAAGGGUGUGUCGAUUCUGAAGACCACACUUCAGAGCAGCGUGAGGAUCCUGUGGAGUUACAGAUUAAGUGUGGCCGCUGCCAGGCAAUCACACCCACCUUUGCUGACAUGAAGCUACACUUAUUGUAUGUGCAUGGUGAGGAAGUCCAAGUCCAUCUAAAAGAGGGGGCCAUGCAUGAGGGACGUGAGGCCGAGAACGAGCUGGUUAAGCACGCAGCCCACUAUUGGAGGCAACUCAAUGAGAGGCGCAACUUGGUUCGGUGCGGAAGUUGCGACGAGGAGUUCUUCACAUUCUCCAAGCUUGAGCGCCACCUGCACGCCCACCACCACGGGGUUAUAGAGAGUCAGGAGGAAGAACUGGAAGUGAAGAAAGAAAGUACAGAAGAAGAGUACUUCUCUGAGGGGUCUGUCAAAUGUGUGACCCUAAGAGCAGGGUCACAAUUUAAUUGUAUACUGUGCAGUGAGGUUUUGGACAGCAAGCAGGAAGUUCUGGAACAUUGGAGGAGGAUUCACAAGUGUGAAAACCCAGUCAUGCUCUGGGAGGUUCUGGAUUCAAAGUGAGGAUACAAGUAGCAUUCGACCAAGCAGUAUGCAUGGAACAUUUUCAUUAGUUUCUUUCAUAUUUUUUUUAAUUUGAGUUUUGCACAGUUUUGUUUUGAUACUGAAAGGAAAAUGUAACUGUUAAUUUAAAAAGUUUGCUUUUUAUAUAAAUUGUAAAGUUCUUUUUUUUUGGCAUGUAUGUGUAUUUGUUUCUUUGCAACAGACACAGUUAUGGAAGAAUCGACUUCUAGACAGUCUUUUAAAAUUCAGCUUUGAGCAUUAUAAAUGCACCUACAGCGGUGGUCUAUAAUCUGAGACCACAAGUGAAAAUGCUUUUGUUAGGAUUUCUUUGUUUUAUUUCUUUUUGUUUGUUUUUUUUACUUUAAAAUACAACACCCAAGUUUUUCAGGUUCAUUCAUUUUGAUAAAGGCUAAUGCCAUGUGAACACAUGCUACAGUGGAUAAAAUAAAAUGGUAUAAACUCUGAAAUUUUGUACAAAGGCAUUAAUGGGCAAAUUGUACAAAAGCAACAUAUUGAAUAAUGAAUAGUUUAUAUGAUUUUUUAAAACUUUUUUCCUCAAAAUUCUAAAAUUGUUUAUUUCCAUUUUUAAAUUUACCAAUCCCAAUAUGGUCCCAGACUUUUAAAAUUUUUGCGAUGCAGGGGAGCGAUCCUUUGGAAGCUAAUUAAUAAUGCCUGAUUGGGCCAGGCAGUAUUUGGGAAAUGCAUAAAUACCAGGACAGUUAAAUAAAAAUCUAAUUGAUAAGCUUAUGUGCAAGGACACAAAAGGAAAAGUUUAAUCAAAAUGGCAACGCACUAAAUAUCUAGCAUGAAUAUGCUAGGCAGCUAAAAUUGAAGUGAAAUAUCCCUUUACCUAUGUAGCGUUUGGAAAAAGGAUUCAAGCUGGAAAGCAGCUCAAAGUAACAUGAAAUUUGGUUUAAGGUCGUAUAAGUUAAGUUGUACAGUAAGGAUUACAACAUGGUGCUGGUAAACUGCAUUUACCACUUUGUUUAUAGACCGCCUUUUUGACCCGCAUCCUCACUCUAGACUUUGCUACACUGCUACCACCUGUGCUGAGGACUUGGUCGUGAAAUUCUUCAAGCUGCUUAUCUCACUUAAAGAAAGAAAAUAUAUUCUAAAAAUCCUAUUUUAUAUACAGUUUCUAUUCUAAAAGUAACAGUUCUUGAUGUGUAUGUGGGAAAGUGUGUCGUGUAUUGUUUAAGAUGUAUUUAAAGACUAUUUUCGGUUGAAAGAAUCACAGGGUAAAUGAAUGUACCUUAACUGUUUCUAAACCCUACCAAAUGUUUUAAUAUAAGCCGGUUAAUAUAUAUGUUCCGAAAUAGAUUCAUUGUAUCUCUAUAUAGAUAUAUACACAGAUAAAUUGAGAAUAGCUUAUAUAUUUGCAAAGAUGAUAGUUUUGCUGCUGCUGUAUCUUGCCUAGAAAAAUGCUUCUAAGAUAUUAAACUUUUAUGCCACGUCUUCUAUUCAGCAUAAUUUCAGCUCUUGCUAUGUACUGUAAAUGCCUUCUUGCUUCUUAUAAAACUUAGGACAUCUCAUUCUCUAGACACAGGUCAGGUCCACUUUGUCAUCUUGGACUUGACAUACAUUUCAGCGUAACGGCAAUUGCCAUCGUGUUGCUGUGGAUGUUGAAUGUUUAAAUGUCUAGAAAAUUCCCAGACGCUGCUUAGAUUUCUCACCAGCAAUCAUAUUUUUUUGAAAAGAACAACAGUGCAUGAAAGCAUCUGAGAACUGCCUCUUUGAUAUCAGACUGUUUGUCUUACAGACUGGAGUUUAGAUUUAGCUAGUUUGAGUGAACAACCUUGAGCUGGUGUGAGUGAUUUUCUUGUGGUUUGUGAUGGUGAUUCUCUCAAGAAUCACACACGAGAUGUUUUGAUGUAAGCUGAAGUUUCAAAAUGUGCACAAAAACGAUUUUGAUGUCUAAAAGUGAAAAGAAUGCGGUGUCAUCUUGCCAGCGAUAAUUACACAAGUCUGUUUUAUGUGGCUUUUAACCUAACUUGUGCAUGUGUGCUCCUGUCCCUUAACAGUACAAAUAAAUCCACAUAAAUUAUUGGUGCCUAAAUAAAAAGAAAGUGAUAGUGACA